Molecule: messenger RNA, 3077 nt
Organism: Amoebophrya sp. A120
Lineage: Eukaryota; Dinophyceae; Syndiniales; Amoebophryaceae
Source: the annotation of a GenBank genome assembly
GGCGGCACGAAAACCGACAUCGAUGCGCCUACCGGUUUUGCGUUUUCUUACCUAAGUGUGGGCACUGCGGUGCACGACCGGGGGUUACGCUUGACUCGUUUGAAAUCCAUGGCAGAGAUUCUUGCGCGCCGUGCAGCCAAGCCCUACCGCUCGAAAUGCACCCCGAGUCAGUUCUUCAUGGACUUCCAAGCUUUGGGAAACACAGCCGUCGCGGAGUCUGCUACUCACGCCGAUGCGGCCUUGCGCUACAUGUUGAAAAGUUACGGUGGCAAGAUAAUGCCGCGGUCCACUUUGGAGGACUGCAAGGCGGCAGCUCUGGCGCUGCGCGAACAGAAGAAUGAGCUGCAGCAGCAGGAGCAGCUCCGGAGUUGCUGCAGCGGGCCCCGGAGCGCCGAGGUCGCACGUUUGCGGGGAAAGAUUGUGGCGGCGAAAGUGCAGCUAGAGAAGUGCGCCGAACCUGGUGACUUCAGCGACUUAAUAGAAGCGGGACGAGCGGGGGAUCGAACCCUGGGCACCUCGUUCGACGCUGUAUCAUCGGCGGCAGCCGUGGGCCAGUACGCCAGGCAAACACAGUCAGAGCAUUCUCGCACUGGAGAGGGCCAUGUACAUGUUCGCAUCCAAGAAGAACAAAAAUUCAAGGACUUUACGCAGGCAGUUCGCAAUCUGCUGCACUAUUUGGCGGACCGGGAGGCGGAUCUAGACGCGAUUGUAGAGAGAUAUCCACUCGGCCGCGUUGUAUGGCACAGAAAGCUUCUUCGCAAAGAAUGCUGCUAGUUGGUCGCACAGUGGAAGCGAGGCGUUUUUGGCAUGAUUUUUCAAGCAGGCCGCGAGUUCUGUCUACUUCGUACUUUUCAUGGAAAGAACAUAAACACAUUGCCAAACUGAUGGCAUAGGAAGAACUACAAUUGCUGCAUUUUUGAUUCGAUAGCGCCAGGACCGGUUUCGACCUCUGCGUGGACCCGAGGUCGUAGCAUUUUAUGUGUAGACUUUUCUGUGCGAUAUCUUGAUUUGUUUGGCCAAAGAGGGAAAGCAAACAAGGAGCUGGCGGAUUUGUCGGUGAAGUUUCAUCGCCAAUUUAUGAAAAGCCUGCAGUUCCUCGAGAGCGAGACCGGCAGAACCACGACCGCUGCUGCGCCAGCCUCUACCGCCGAGACUCCGCAUCCGCAGCGCAGCAAGAUAGCUAAGAUUUUGAGCGAUAUGUUCGGCAGCUAUGCGAAGAAGCACAACCCGGAGAGGGCGCCCAGCACUAUGACUUGCGAAACGAAAGUGGACCAACUCCACAGAAGAGUCGCGACGAUACUCCAAGCGCUUUUCGUUGUGCGCUGGACGCUAACGGACGAAAACGGGCUGUCCUUGCUUGACGUGGAGAAAACCGUGGAGGCGCUGCGUGCAGUGGACCCUUCUGGCGUGGCACAGGCAGAAGCGGGCGUCGAGCGGCAAACGCGCGCUGAACGGAGCUCCAGGCCGUACUACGCGAGGGUGUUUCGACGCUACAGAGAAUCCUUGGUAUUACUACAACCGGUAGAACCUGGUGAAAUAUUAACGGGGAGCAGCAGCAGCCGCAGCAGCAGGGUGGAUCACCUUGGCCCGCUGUCUGAAGCAGAGGAAGAUAGGAUUCGGAAUUUCGUUCAGUCGUUGCGCUGUCCUACCGAAGAGCGGUUCCAGGCGGGGAUGGGAGCAUCGCAAGAAGAGGUUCUUGGUCGUAGCCGGAGGCAGUCCAGAGGCCCGGGUCGUCGAGGAAGGUCUCGAAGUCGUCACGCGACUGAUCAUCAUGCGCGCGCGCGCUCCGCGUCCGCGAGCUCGGUGGAUUCGAUGAGAACUAGAAGUGGUGGGCCGCGAUGAAUCGGUAGUAAAUGUAAGUAUGAUCAUCCUUCUUGAAACAGGAGAAAAGAAUAAGAGAUGUAGGAUUUCAAUUUCCCAAAGCGUUUCUCUGCAAUGUAGAGAUUUACUUCAUCUAGCUUGGCACGACAAGCAUACACAGAGGCGAAGCACAUCAUACUUUCGAACAAAGCCGCCCCUUUUCACUGUCAUCCCAACGAGAAUGAUAAAUUACUAGGACCCAGCCGAUGCACUUGAUUCAUCACGGGGGAAAUUGUAUUGAACGCACUUGAGUAAGACUAUGAUUAAAACAAGUACAAGAAAAAAAAGUAAAGAGAAGAAGCAUGAUGUAAAACUAGAAAAGGAGCAUGUCUUGAGCAGCGAUAUCCUUUCAAUCAACUACUUCUUGGGAUAUAAUUCCAAUCCAGGCACUGAUGUAAAAAUGAUCAAGAAGAUUCAAGGACAUUUUACUGCGACAGCGCCGAACAGCAACAGAAUAAGUACAUUCAUCACCUUGGAUGACUUAAUCCAACUAUGGCGCUGAGCAGAAAGCAUUUGCAGUGCAGAGAUUUAUUACUUCGUCAGGAGCUUACAACUAAGCCUACAUUGGGGAUCAAACGAAAUCAACUUUCAUAUAUUUAACCUUCAAUUAAGAUUAUUGUCAUUCGAAAAUGAAUGUAAAAGGUUUGUUAGCACGAGAAACUACAAAAACAAGAUGAAGAAAUCUUCGGAAUCUGACUACAACUUAGGGUCGGUUGGACGCUCUGAAGAAGGAGACGAAGCAGGUCGUUUUUGCAUAGGACAUAAUAUCGGAUGUUGUGGGUGCUACCAACACGCAAGCAUUCCGCCCCACAAUCUCCGUUGCACUCCGUUCCAUGCAGCGGCCGCCCUUAGUCUCAUCAACAAGCUGCGCAAUGAAUCUGAAUGUAUUUUUUUCAACGAAGCAGGCAAAACCAAAAGAUAAAGAAGAAGAACGGAAAGCUAUGAGACCGUAACGCGAAGCGUAUGUUAUUUGUUGCUCCACAAAAACGAAUUAGUAUUUCAGUUAUUUUUUUUGUAUAAUGUUGGUGGAAGAGCAAGAAAAAAAAAGCCAAGUGGAAGAGAAGUGAAGUACGGCAAGGGGUGGCUUUCUAUCGCAUCCAGGAUCAAACCUGGACUGUAGAAUGACACCGAAAUGUGGGAAGCACCAGGCUCGUGUGCACGUCCAAGAAAAAAUGGAAGAGAAUGAACAGAACGGCAGAAACUUUCACAGGACAAGC